ACCGGUUCGCACACAAGUGUUUUUCUCUCGGGCGAAAACCACAUUUUUCGGACCACCGCUUGAAAAUUUGGGAUAGGUGAAGCGAUUCCAGAACAUAAUACACAACCAUCUGAAAAGUGACACAGAUCUUCGUUUCGUGGACCGUCAGAGAAUGCGAAGAAACCUUUUCUGUCGUGCUGAACUUUUCUAAGCAACACCCUAUCUCGCUUCGUCUUCUCUCUCGGUCGACACGCACGGCAAAGCAAAUGGGGAGUCGCCCGCAGAUCGAGGCACAAAGCCAAAGAGCGCAGAGCUCGACGCGGCGCAGUGACCCUCGACUACUCCAGCCAAGACUGGAAAGCAAAGAGGAAGGCAGGCUUCGCAGAAUUUCAGAUAAAGGCAUGUCAGUUCCUCCUCUCGUCUCUGGCUCUGCAAGUCGCCACACGUGAAAUCGUACCACCGAUGCACAAACUUCCUCUCGAGGAACCCCACAGGCCUGUGAACGGCGUUUCGUAGGGACACGAGAGAAACGGCCAGCGGAGAAGAGCUCUGCAGAAAACAUACGCUUCUUUGACUUUAAAAGAACUCCGCAGAAAGCAUGCACUUCUUCUACUUUCCCUUGGUUCGCCGGAUUCGGGAGGAAGCCCAUACAGGUGGCUUCUGGACAAAUCCGGUGGAAAACACAGCGUUCGCCAGACGCACAAGCACGCUCGCAGCUUGCUGUUGCCUGCACCUGGAAGAAGGGUGGCAAACGCACUGCAGGGAGUAGUCUAGUUUUCGGACUGCUGUUCCGGUGUCAUGAACACAGGCUAGGAAUGGCGGUGGCGUAGGGCCUCGUCAAAGACGACAACAGCAACUUUCCAGCGAAUCGCCGCUCUCUCGGUCGCAAUCCCUCCCUCUAUCCAGCCGAUCCACCUCGACUUGGUUUAUCAUGGAAAUCUGGCACGUCGCUCGACCUGAAGUGCGCCGCCUUUUCGGAACUCGCAAGAAACGCACUCAAACAGGAAAAUCCGUGAAAGCAAGGCUUAAGCGGUGGCAGACUUGCCGCGAAACUCUCUUUCCCCGACUCUCCAGAUCUUCGUCUCUCUUUUCUCUGGACAUUUUCGCCUCUUUUACAUCUGGAGAAGCGUCGCGUCGGCAAUCCAGCCUGGAACGUCGACAAGUGAAGAGCCGCGCCGUUGCCCCAGAGACGACAUUUUCAUUUAUUUCAAUACGUGCAGAAGAGGAGAGACCCGAGCCGGAAGAUCCGCAUGUUCUUAUCCGUAAAUGAUGCCUGGAACACGACGACCUGGCAUCUGUCCAAAGCUGGCAUUGAGAGCAUGCGGAUCUACGGGUUCAACGAACACCAUCACAUCGUGAGAACACCAGGAUUCACAGCUGCGAUUCUUGUUACCACGCAAAUUUCGGAGGCACAGCAAUCGUCCUUGUCGCGAUCGCUAACAAAUAGCUAAAGACACAAUUAGUAUCUUGCGGACUACGACCUUGAAUAGUGGAGGUUAUGCGAUGCGUAACGCAACGUACGUCUUAUUACACGGUAGAUCAGCGGCGACACACCGCGGUGUCUCUGUGCCCCGCAGAAAACAUGCACUAAGAACGGUUCAGAGUUCUCUCUUUCUUCCAUUUCUCGAUGUUCAUGCUUAUUUUCCUUUUGCUUGUCCCUCCACUUUUCUGCCUUUCUUUCGAUGGCCUGAACGUUCUGCUUUUCCCCUCGUCCCUGGUGCACUUUCUUUCUGCACUAACGAAAACAAACACUGUAAAGAAAUUCUUUUCCCCCUGAACUCAAACGUUGCGAUGGUAAAUGUCCCUUUUUCACGAUUAGCACACGAAACGCUGCAAGGAAAAAAAACUUGUAUUCCUUUCCUCGCAUUCUAGAUCGUGUGCCGCUGUCUGUGCUUCUGCAGAGCGUUUCUCGUGGAUCUCCGCCCGACACGGAGACGAUGUUUUUCGUUUUCCGACGCUCCAGUUCGACUCGAAGUUUUCCUCAGUUUCAUUGUGUCGUUGCGUUGUCUGUUUUUCUCUUUUUCUGUUUUUUUUCUCGGAAGGACGCUGCAAAGAUCUCUCGCAGCACACCGGGAACUCUCGUCGUCCACCACGUACGCAUGCGGUUCGGAAAAAAAUUCGUGACUCCAGCUUGUCUCCCUCCUGCCCUCCAGAGAUUUUUCCAUCUUCUUCUUGCUCUUCUUUCUCCGCUGUUCCUUCUCCCCUGUUCUUUCUCCCCUGUUCCUUCUCCCUUUCCUUUCGCUGGGCUCUCCCGGUCUUCCUUUCUUUCUGCGCCGGAUUCGCUUUCGCGAGAGUGUGCGCGUGUCUCGCCCCGCGCUUGAGUCAACUCAUCACGGCCUUCCUCCCGCCUCCUGCCUUGGUCCUCCCGUCCACCUUUCUCUUUCCUGGCAUCUCUGCUCCUCGUUCCUCCUCGCUUCCUCCUCCGCGCCUGCUUCGCUCCUCCUUCUGUCCGGAACGCGUUUCUCUCCCCAUCUCCUCCUCACCUUCUGCCGCACCCAUGGCGCCGCAGCACCCCGCGGCGGCUGUCUCGACAGCGGAUCCCGCCGAGAAGGACGCGACUUUGGAGGCGGCCGCGACAGGCGCGUCUGCCUGCCCUCGUUCUGCGCCCACCGAGCAGCCGAGCUCCGCGAUGCACUCGAGAGAGAACACCCUGGGCGCUCAACUCUUCUGUUGCUCCGGAGUCGACCUCGGCGCCCAAAACAGCGUCCUCGCCAGCGCCGACUUGGCUGCUCCCCUCGCAGUCGACGUGGAAGGAAAUGCUCUCUCCAACCGCAGCACCCCGAGCACGGAAGCCUUCGACGGAAAGCUCAGGCUUGUCGGCGAAGAAGCAGAGGCUCGCGCGACGUCGAAUCUGAGAAACACGAUCAGCCACCUCCCGCUGUGGGUCGCGGUGAAAGACGAAGCCUCGCUGGAGAAGCUGAAAACCAGGUUUCCGUUCUCGUCUUUCCCCGCCGUCUCCUUCGACUCGCGCCGCCGCGAGCCUGUGUUCACCGUCGCGUUCGACGGCGAAUCAACGCAGGUUGGUUUGACGGUCGUGCUGGCGCAUUUCUUAAAAACUGUGGUGAGUUUCGCGGGGACGUCCAGAGGACGCGCUGUGGAGACGCGCGCGCUGGCAGUGGCGCUGCCUUCGUCUUUCUCGACGGAGGAGAUGAGUCUUGUGCGCGAGGCCUGCGACUUGGCCUGCCUCUCGCGCCUCGUCGUCCCCGAAGUCGCAGAAAGUGGAGACGCAACAGACAGUGACAAGAACGCAGCAGGUGAAGCAGACGGAGAGAAAGUCGACCCUACUGCAGGCCCGCUGCUUCUCACUCGCGCCGACGCCCUCCUCAACUGCUGGGGGUGCAAACACCUGCCCCAGGUGUACGCGGAGCUUCCCGCGGGUGUAUGUACACCCGAGAGCGGCGAUGAGGAGGGCGAGGUGAAGUUCGUCGCUCUCGUCGACGUCGGCUUCGCGGAGACUUCUGUCCAGGUCGCAGAACUCCGCCCCCGCGCCGAGAAGGACGUGAAUGAAAGGCAGAAAAUUCAAGACCAAAUCGUCAUGAACAGACUCUCAGUCGUCGUCGACGACGCCCUAGGAACUGUCGACGCCAUCAAUGCAUUGGCGACGCAUGUGGUGGGCGCGGUGAAAACGAAGUACGGCGAGGACGUCGCACCUCACAGCAAACGCGCGCUGCGGCUGUUCGCGGGUUGCCAACGAGCAGUGAAAGAUCUCAGCGGCUUGCCGGACACAACCCUCGCCCUGGAAGGAUUUCUUCAAGACGAAAUGGACCUUGUUCUUCCUGUCUCUCGGGACCUCUUUGAGCAGCUCUGCGCCCCCCUCAAGGAGCGCCUGUCGAGUCUGGUGGCGCGCGCGUUCGCGACUGCGGGGGUGGCCCCGGCGCAGGUGUCUGGCGUCGACAUCGUGGGCGGCGGUUCGCGCAUUCCAUUUGUCGCUGCGACGCUCUCGGCGAGUCUCUGGGGAAACGCGAGUGACUCUGCUCGCCUUCGACGGACUCUCGACGGCAACAGCUCAGUCGCAGUCGGCGCCUGCUUCGCCGCCAGCGGCAGGCGCUACCUGCCGCCCUUCGCCCUGCCCGAAAGCCGCCUCGCAGAUGGCGCCUUGGAAGCGCUGUCCGCUCGGCUGGAGGAGACGGAGGCGAAGGAGCUCGCGCGCUGCGCCGUGCGGAACGCGAUGGAGUCUUACCUCUUUCAGAUGCAGGGGGCGUUGAGUGGCGCGCAUGCACAUCUCUUCACGGACAAAGAGGCGAUUCACAGCCUACUGAGGCAAGCCGAGGACUGGCUGCUAGACCAUCCGGACGCAGACACAACGGCCUUCGAAACGCAGUUCGGAGCGUUAAAGGCGGCGCUGGAGGAGCAGUGCCGGAGCUACUUCGAGGCAGUGCAGAGAGAAAAAGAACAGAAAGAAAGAGAACUUGAAGAAGCGGCUCGCGUCGCCGCCAGCAACGCUCAAGAAGACCUCGACGUGAAACUCCCCAACAGCCAAUGCAUCAAGCGCGCAAAGAAAAACAAAGACGAGGGGAACGAACUCUUCAGAGACGGCAACACGGAGAUGGCGGUGCAGCGUUACAUCAAGGCUCUGCAGUACACGGCGAAGUUGUUCGACUUGUCUCCCCAGGACGCAGCGGAGGCGACAGCCGUGAAGCUUGCCUGCAAUUUGAAUCUCGCGCAGGCGUAUUUGAAACUCGCGGCUUCCGGAGACCCGAAGGCGCCGCUGUCGAGCACCCAGGAAACGUUUCUCAAGAAGGCCGUGAGCUGUUGCGACGCUGCCCUCGAAGCCGACUCGAACAGUCUGAAGGCGGCGUACCGGCGCGCACUGGCGAACGAGAAACUACGCGACUUUGAUGCAGCUCUUGAAGACGUGAAGAGGGGCCUCGCAACAAGCCCAGCAGACACAGAUCUUCUCAAGCUCCAAGACCGCUUGGAGAGACAAGUUAAGCUGCAGAAGGAGAAAGCGAAGAAGAUGUACGCGAAGAUGUUUUCGUAAAUUUCUCGACGCGUCGGCAGUUUCUUCCGCUCGACCUGUUUCAUUCGAUCGUCCACGCUCAGUCUUGCCAUACAUAAUACUUGUAUGAUCCCAGAGUCUUCACUGCAUCCCUUAUCCUUCAUUUCUCUACUUCUUUUCGACCUCCUCUUGCUCCUCUUCCUCGCCCUCUGUCGCAUUUUUUCUUCUCUCCCUGCGCGGCUGUUCUCCCGCAUUUUCAAGCGCUUGCUCGCGCGCCGCGCUUCCGGCUUCGCUCCCCGCUUGCUUCGUUCUCUUCUGCCGACGUUUCUCUUCGCCUCCAGACCUUUCUUCGUCGCGCGGCUGCAGGCGGGGGGGGGGCGGGGGGACGGCCGCAAGGAGGAAGAAAAGAUGAAACGAGCGAAGAGCGCCAAAGAGAGACUUGAGAAAAAACAGGCAGCACCGGGUGGAAGGAGAAUUCGAGUCGUCUCUGCUCGCAUCCAUUUCACUCCACACCGCACGGUUUCUGCGGGCGUGAGAGACUCUGAGAGGUCGAAGACCGGCGAGCUCGUCGGUGCAGUGCAGGAGAGAGGCUGAGGAGAGAGGAAGUAACUCACAAGACCAGUGGAAGAAGUCGCCGCGUAUGCACUACCUGUCACAGAAGGUCAAAGAAGGCGGAACGGAGUCGGCAGAGAAGAAGAGAGGCGCCGCUGGGGGAGACCCACGGCGUGGAAACGAAUGCCCAAAGACGAAGAGAAGACGAUGGCGAAGAAGGACAAACGGAGGUGGAGUGUAUGGAGGGGAGACACACAGUUUUCUCCCGAGUCUUCGGCGAAGUCGCAGCCCCGACAGCGAUACUCGAGUGAGUUGCACUUCUUCCCUCCGCGCGCGCGAUUUUCAGUGUCCGUUUUCUAAAACAAACGAACCAGCCUUGCCCUUGAAAUCCGUUUUCUGUCGCCGCGAGAUCGCGCUUGCGGUCUUCUCCUCCGGCGUCCGUGACGACUGCCUACCGGGCUCAGGUGUACAUACGCCGCUUCAGGGCGCGGGGUAACCUUUCUGCGUCGCUCGCCGCGGAGACUCAACAGCAUGUUUUGUUCACUAGCGCCUGGCUACUCUCCCACUAAGAGUUUUAAGUAGUAUUUUCGCGCGUCAGCUGAGUGGAGUGCCAACCGGUCCAACUGUGGAUUCGUUUCGAGCAAGUCUGGUCUGGAUGCCCAGGGCCCUGUGCUCCCUUGAACGAGUCGCAAGCGACCAGGCAUGCGGUGCAGUUGUGCAGAGCGGAAGCUCAACUCUCAGUUACUCAAAGGAUAGUGUGAGACUCCCAGGUCGCUCAGACGACCUUUCUUCUACGGCGCGCAGACCGCGACUUCUUUUUCUGCGCAACGCACGGGGCUGGAGCAGCGUCACAGGGCAGUGUACAGACAC
Molecule: messenger RNA, 6340 nt
Organism: Toxoplasma gondii ME49
Lineage: Eukaryota; Apicomplexa; Conoidasida; Eucoccidiorida; Sarcocystidae
Product: tetratricopeptide repeat-containing protein
Exons: 12
Coding region: 2477-4960 (827 amino acids)
Biological process (GO): protein folding
Cellular component (GO): nucleus; cytosol
Molecular function (GO): protein binding; ATP binding; ATP-dependent protein folding chaperone
Source: RefSeq, a predicted model, not a curated record